AUGGCGCAGGCUCGAGCCCCAUUUCGGAAGGAUCGGAGGGAAAGCUUCGAAAUGCGGUUGGAAGCCAUUCGUGUUGCGCUCCUUGUGACCAUAAUCGCCGCAGGUGCUGUCGAUUUGCGUUUCUAUGUAUGUCAGAGAGAGACCAGGGACCUUUAGAAGCGGUGAUGCAGGGCAGAAUGAUUUGAGGUCCAGGGCGGGGGAGGGGAGUAGUGACGCAGGAGCCGCAGAUAGCAGUGACCCCGGGGAGCGAGCCGAGGUUCGGCGUUUUACGGGAGCUUCGAUGCGUAGGUGGCAGCAGGCUGCGGAUGCGCCAUCGUUGUUUACUAGGGCUGUCGGAUCCGUGAUUAAUCUGGUUCGCGUGGCGGAGUUUGAAAUUCUCUUCAUCUCCCUCUUUGUCCUCGCGGUUUUGCUAUUCAAGGACUUGACUGCUCGCCCUGAAUACAAUCAAAUUUUGUUUCAAAGGCGGUUAGAACCCGAACAAAUUCGACUCUACUGAUUCACAAUAUGUUCAAGAACACAUUUCAGUCAGGAUUCCUGUCCAUUUUUUACAGUCUUGGGAGCAAGCCAUUGCAGAUCUGGGACAAGGAAUCUCAAAAUGGACAUAUCAGAAGAGUUUCUGAUGAGGAUCUUCAGUCCAGUGUUUUGGAGAUUAUGGGCUCAAAUGUGAGUAGCAACUACAUCAGUUGCCCAGCUGAUCCUCGGCUGACGCUUGGUAUCAAGUUGCCUAUUUUGGUGAUGAUCAUCAAGAACAUGAAGAAAUACUUCUCUUUUGAAGUGCAAGUGCUUGAUGAUAAAAACGUUCGCCGCCGAUUCCGUGUAUCAAAUUAUCAGUCAGUCACACGAGUGAAACCUUACAUCUGCACUAUGCCCAUGAGGCUGGACGAAGGUUGGAAUCAGAUUCAACUAAACCUUGCAGACUUCACAAGAAGGGCGUAUGGUACCAAUUAUGUGGAGACUUUGCGGGUGCAAAUACAUGCCAAUUGCCGUGUCCGACGCAUCUACUUCUCCGAUCGGCUUUACACGGAAGAAGAACUUCCUCCUGAAUUCAAAAUUUUCUUACCUAUCCAAAAAAGCUGAAGGAACUACUUAUGAUUGCUUCGGUGCACUUCAUUUUUGACCUACGCUUUUGGGAAUCUUGUCCAAUAUCCAAUGCAUAUCAAAGUCAGAACAGGAUGGUCAAGGUCUAAAAGAGUUCGGAGAGACAUGCCCCUUUUUUGACACUUGCGGCUACUCCUGAGUGCUGCCAACUGCACACAAACCUUGUAAAUCAUUUAUGUGAGCAGCUGUCUGCUGGCAGCCUUUAUUUAUUUUUGUUUUUUUUUUUGCUUCUAGUAAUAUCAUCGCUAAUAUUGUAGUUGCCGUGUUGCAUUAUGCACUUCAUUUUUGUA
Messenger RNA from Physcomitrium patens, 1388 nucleotides. RefSeq lists its product as uncharacterized. The record is from RefSeq and is a predicted model, not a curated record. Lineage: Eukaryota; Viridiplantae; Streptophyta; Bryopsida; Funariales; Funariaceae.